Messenger RNA from Acanthosepion pharaonis, 936 nucleotides. The record is from the annotation of a GenBank genome assembly. Lineage: Eukaryota; Metazoa; Mollusca; Cephalopoda; Sepiida; Sepiidae.
AUGCUGCGUAUUCCUUGCCGAAACAGACUAUCUUUGGACAAGUGCUCUCCGGUGUUCCUCUCAUUGUUUGUCUCUCUUUCUGUCUCUCUAUCUCUGUCUCUGUCUGUUUGUCUCUCUCUCUCUCUCUCUCAAUCCAUUUUUGUUUCUCUCAGACAAAAAUAUACACACGCACAGAUUCAUAAAUCUUCGUCCUUCCCUUUCUCCCCCACCCUCUCUCUUUGUCUUUCUUUGCCUGUUUCUAUCUUUCUAUAUCUCCCCUCGUCACUAUCUCUCUCUCUCUCUCUCUCUCUCUCUCUCGCCCCCUCUGUCAAUAUCUGUCUCUCUCAAAUAAACCGCAAAAUCUCUCUCUCAAUAUAUCUCCCUAUUUGUCUUUCUUUUUUCCCUCUCCAUCUCUGUUUCCAUGUCUCUGUCACUCUCUCCGUCUGUAUCUCUCUCCCUUUGUAUCUCACUCCUUGUUUGUUUGUCUGUCUAUCCCUUUCUCUCUCUUUGUCUUUCUUUUCUCCAUCUAUUUCUCUCUCUUUCCAUCUGUCGCUCUGUCUCUCUCUCUCUCUCUCUCUCUCUCUCUUCUGUCUGUCUCUCUCUCUCUCUGUCUAUCACCCCUUUUUGUCUUUUUUCUCCAUCUCUUUCUCUCUCUUUUUAUCUGUCAUUCCGUCUCUCUCUUCUGUCUCUCUCUCCUUGUCUAACUCUCUUUUCUCCAUCUCUUUGUCACUCUCUUUUCAUUUCUCUACCUGUCACUCUCUUCUUCUCUCUCUCUCUCUCUCUCUCUCUGUAUCGCGCUACUUGUCUGUCUCUAUGUCUUUCUCAGCAUCUCUGUCUCUCUGUUUUUUCCUAUCACACCCUUAUAUCCACACAACACAAACACACAUGUUUAUCGGUGAGUGUUUUUGCUCCGGGAUUUUCUCUGAUAGAGGCGUGCAUAAAGUGCUUUUUUCGUAA